GCAGCGGAUAAACGGCGGGGUGACCGUUGUAGGCCCCCGGGUUAUGAUGCGGAAGUAGAAUCUGUUUUCUGCUUCCGGGUCACGCUGUUGCUGCCGUUGGAGCGAGCGAGUUAGGCGGGGCCACGAGUACAAGGGGCGAAGCUUGGAAACCGGAGGGGGGCGGGGCGGGAGAUCAACGUUGCAGGUCUCCCGCGCGCCCAGGCCCGUCACGUGCCCUCCCGGAAUAUGGUGGGGUGGGAGGGUCACGUGUUUCACACGUGGCUCCUGCCCCUCACGCGGCGCUGGCCAGUGGCCGCGGGCGCGUUCCCGGCCCCGCACUCCCAACUGCUCGCGUGUCCGUUAGCGAGCGACUGGGAAAGCCAACGGCCCCGUUCCCCGCUGGGCGGGUUCCCGCCUGAUUCCCCUGCCUCUCUCCCCGCCUCCUCCCAGCUCCGCUGCGGGGUUCCCCUGUGGCGGCCCUGGGCGCCAGCGGGCCGAGCGCGGUUCUUGCCGGCGUGGGGCUGCUCGCACCCGCCCUGUCAGGCCUUAGCGCCUUUGGUUGCAGACGAAUCCGGGCCUCGCCUGGUGCCUGCAGCGCGCUGGGCCUCGGGCCGGCCGCUUGCAGCCCUGGCCUGGCCUGAGCCCAAGGCGGCGAGUGGCCGGACUUGGCCGCAGCGCAGCGCGUGUCGGCUGAAGGCUCGCCCUGGCCCUGGCCCUGUGUGGGGCCCCUCUGAGCUGGCACGGACCUGCCCUGCUUUCCAGCUCCCUGGCCGCUGUGGGGCCCGCUGCAUUGAUUUUAAUGGGAGCUACUUGGGGGCCUGGAGCCGGCCGAGGAGAAAAGACACCAGGCAACAGCCAACUCUUAAAGCAAAAGUUGUCUUCAGAGCUGUAAAUUCCAGAUGUUAAAGGUGACUGGCAAGCCACCUCUUCAGGUGCCAGCAACUGCAGCAGUAUAGUCAAUAGACCAGUAGUCAAGCUGAAGAGGGUGCAGGUGGACCAGUGAGGACUAGCACCCAUUUAACUACUGAUGUCACAUCAUGCAUGGAACCCUGCCUAGGAAUAUGGCUCAGAUAAACGUUGAGCGUUAUAUUUAACAAUCCAGAGCAUGACUUCUGUAAAAUUUCCUUUUAAAUAUAUAAAAAGGAUCUAGGGGAAAAAAAUAAAAACCUAUAGGCUUCUAGGUAACAUGCUAAAUGCCACUUGUCAGGCCUGAUCCAGCACCCACUGAAGUCAAUAGGAACUCCCAUGGACUUUGGAUAUUAUAUUCAUCUCUAGUCAGUAUAUUUGAGGCAUUCCACACUUGCAGUACUCCAAUGGACCCCAGAUGAAGAUGUUUAAUCACUUAAGAAUAAGCAGAAAUUCUUAAGUUAGACAUGGAACCUGUUGCAAGGAAGAUCUUCAAAGGAGUUUUACUUUUGGAAGUGGCUGGGAUUGCUGGAGCAUAUUUACUGUUUCACAGAAUGGACACAAAUCAAGAUUUUAGGCAUACAAUGAACAGGAGAUUUCCAUCCAUUCUGGAAGUUUAUUACAAAAGCAAUGAAUGGGCUGGAGUUUAUGGAAUAAAGGAGAAGGACCAACUGAAAUGGCACAGCAGCAAAAAUUAGAAGCCUUUGUGUUUGAACUGUUUUUUCUUCUUGAUGAUAUUUUUCACAUCUCUGUUGUGGAGCCAAUUAUCACGCUCUGCUUCCCACUUGAGCUGUUUGACACCUACAAAGGAAGAGUAGGAACAUGACAAAUAAGAGGUGGAGGAUAACUGAUGUUUGGUAUUUGAAUAAAUAAAUUCAUAGAACACCAAUAAAAUGUGAACCAUUGGAUUUUUCACCUCAGAAGAAAUUUUUCCAUUAUGCAGAAACUAUUAUAACCUGGAACCUUUUGAACCUGUUGCAAAGGCACGAAUUUUAAAAUUGCUUUCAUGUAUCCUGUGUUAGUGUUUGCCUUAACACUAUUGUUUAAGUAGAAAUACUCAGUGUCUAGGAUGAGAGAUAUCAAUUUUUUUACACUAGAGAAAUGAUGUAAAGAAUACAAAGCCUUAAUUAUACUCAACACAACAGGCUUUAUCUGUUUGAUAAAAUACCUACUUUUCAAAGUGGGGUUACACAGAUAUAGAUUUGUGGGGGGGGAAAUUGUUUUUGCUCCAUGUACACCAAAGCUGGGGAGUGGUGUGUUUGGCUAAACCUUAGUUACAUCAGCUUUUAUAUCAGAAAAAUUCCCAUUGGGGAGAAAGUUUUAUGCCUCGAAGUUUAAAACCAGUUAAGCUACAUAAUUUAUAAUUAGAUAUUUAAUGAUGCAAGUCAAAAGCUGCAUAUCAUUUCGCAAAAUGCUUGCAAGUAAUGUGACUAAGAAUACAAUUAAAUCUAGACUAGGGUGAGAGUCCUUAAAAACAAGUACUGUUGUAUUAUACAUCAUGUACCUACAUAAAAUAAAGUUAUACAGGAGCAGUG
Mauremys reevesii (Reeves's turtle) is the source of this 2420-nucleotide messenger RNA. RefSeq names its product CEBPZ opposite strand (gene CEBPZOS). Lineage: Eukaryota; Metazoa; Chordata; Testudines; Geoemydidae. The record is from RefSeq and is a predicted model, not a curated record. The coding region runs from base 1353 to 1583 and encodes 76 amino acids. The transcript is spliced from 5 exons.